GGUCCUUCCUUUCCAAAAAAUCAAUUACUCGAAAUGACUAAGGGUACCUCUUCGUUUGGUAAACGCCACACCAAGUCUCACACCUUGUGCCGUCGCUGUGGACGCCGUUCCUUCCACAACCAGAAGAAGACCUGCGCUCAGUGCGGCUACCCCGCUGCCAAGCUCCGCUCUUACAACUGGAGCGAGAAGGCCACGCGCAGAAAGACGACCGGAACCGGUCGCAUGCGCUACCUCUCCCAGGUCAACCGCCGCUUCAAGAACGGUUUCCGUGAGGGUACUCAGGCCAAGAAGCAGGUCAAGCCUGUUGCUGCCGCUUAAAAAGAGAGUAAUUCUUUUUUUUUUUUGGCCCCCAGGAAAAGAACAAAGGAAGCUGGAGUAUUAAAAACUGCUUGCGCAAAAACAACUUUUUUUUUCCCUUCUUUUCUCGAUCGACAAGAUCUCUUCCACAUGUUGAUCAUAAUGUCAGAAGGGACUAUUUGCAGUAUUACGGAAAAUGUAUUGAAAGGAUAAGAAUAAGGACGCUUUUUCGUAUGUAUAUGUACACGAUUCAAUGUAAGGAUCAAAAAAAAAAAAAAAAAAGUGACCCGGACU
Messenger RNA from Gamsiella multidivaricata, 591 nucleotides. Its product is annotated as 60S ribosomal protein L37. Lineage: Eukaryota; Fungi; Mortierellomycota; Mortierellomycetes; Mortierellales; Mortierellaceae. The transcript is spliced from 4 exons. Gene Ontology annotation, molecular function: RNA binding; structural constituent of ribosome. Gene Ontology annotation, cellular component: ribosome; cytosolic large ribosomal subunit. The coding region runs from base 34 to 318 and encodes 94 amino acids. Gene Ontology annotation, biological process: translation. The record is from RefSeq and is a predicted model, not a curated record.